This is a messenger RNA of Penicillium cataractarum, 1650 nucleotides long. Its product is annotated as metallophosphoesterase family protein. Gene Ontology annotation, molecular function: phosphoprotein phosphatase activity. The record is from RefSeq and is a predicted model, not a curated record. Lineage: Eukaryota; Fungi; Ascomycota; Eurotiomycetes; Eurotiales; Aspergillaceae. Gene Ontology annotation, cellular component: cytoplasm. The coding region runs from base 1 to 1650 and encodes 549 amino acids. The transcript has 3 exons.
AUGGCUCGCCGACUCGUCCGAACGGGCGUUCAGCUCGGCUUGUUAGUAACGUUUGCGCUCCUUCUAGUCGUCUUUCUCGACAGCAAAUUCCGUGUCCUACCAGCGUCAAUCCAUGGCCAUCUCCCCAUGCACUAUUCUGGCUAUGUGAUCACUGAUGUGACCAUCACACAAUGUUCCUCGCUCAAUCCCUUCUCGAGCUGCAAGUUGGAUCCGGAGGCCUGGUACCGCAUCGAAAAGGAUCUCUAUCUACGCACCGGCUGGACCUCGACUGCGUAUAUCCAAUUCCAGCGAAAGAAGGAAGAAGAGUUGGGUCUGGAUGAUAAGGUGCUCAUUGACCUGAAGAUUAGUCGCCUGACCCCACCGACCGAGUAUACCCCAAAGGGAGAGGAUGAGGCAUGGGAGGCCCGGCCGGGUGGUAUUUGGCUGAGGCGGACGGCCUCGCGCCACGCCAGCGAUUCCGAGAAGGCAAUCACUUAUAUUGACGUGCUCUUCGGCGCCGACGCUGUUGACCCUCGCCACAAUUGGGAGGUCAAAGACACACCCUUGUUGCUGGAUGGGUGGACAGAGAAGCUAGAGACUCGCCUCAGCAUUCGACGUGGCAACCCCCUGAAGAACAAGAAGCCUACCCCUCGGAUCAACGACAACGGAAAAUUCAAAGUUAUGCAGUUGGCCGAUCUGCAUCUGAGCACGGGUCUUGGUGCCUGCCGUGACCCCGUCCCCGCCGAAUCAGUCCCGGGACAAAAGUGUGAAGCUGAUCCCCGAACAUUGGAGUUUGUGGAGCGACUCCUCGACGAAGAGAAGCCGGAUAUGGUCGUUCUCAGUGGAGAUCAGGUCAACGGAGAAACUGCUCCGGAUGCUCAAAGCGCCGUAUUCAAGGGCGUGAAGCUUCUAGUCGACCGCAAGAUUCCAUACGCUGUUAUCUUUGGAAAUCAUGACGACGAAGGUGACCUCAACCGGGCACAGCUCAUGUCCAUCUACGAAGACCUACCGUACUCUCUUUCAGCUGCGGGCCCGGAAGAUAUCGACGGAGUCGGUAACUACAUCGUCGAAGUCCUCGACCGCGGCGGUGGCACGCACUCGGCCCUUACUUUCUACCUCCUUGACACUCACGCCUACUCUCCUGAUGAGCGGCAAUUCCGGGGCUACGACUGGGUUAAACCGAGCCAGAUCCGUUGGUUCAAAAACACCGCACAGAGCCUGAAGAGGAAACAUCAAGAGUACUCCCACAGUCAUAUGAACAUGGCUUUUAUCCAUAUCCCUCUCCCCGAGUACCGGAGCGACGGUAAUUACUGGAAGGGUGAGUGGCAGGAACCACCGACAGCACCCGGAUUCAACUCUGGCUUCAAAAAUGCCCUGGAAGAAGAGGGUGUCUUGUUCGUAAGCUGCGGACACGAUCACGUCAAUGACUACUGCAUGCUCGAGAAGGACUCCAAUGAGAAACCCUCAUUAUGGAUGUGCUAUGGCGGCGGUGUCGGUCUUGGCGGAUACGGUGGCUACAACGACUACGUCCGGCGCGUCCGUUUCUUCGAGUUCGAUAUGGGUCCCGGCCGGGUGACGACUUACAAACGUCUCGAAUGGGGACAAACAGAAGCGAAGCUCGAUGAGAUGAUGAUUGUCGAUGGCGGCUCUGUUAAAGGCCAUGGCGAAUAG